Phycodurus eques (leafy seadragon) is the source of this 6262-nucleotide messenger RNA. RefSeq names its product LHFPL tetraspan subfamily member 4 protein-like. NCBI's taxonomy places the organism in Eukaryota, Metazoa, Chordata, Actinopteri, Syngnathiformes, Syngnathidae. Gene Ontology annotation, biological process: gamma-aminobutyric acid receptor clustering; sensory perception of sound. Gene Ontology annotation, molecular function: GABA receptor binding. Gene Ontology annotation, cellular component: inhibitory synapse; postsynaptic membrane; plasma membrane. The transcript has 4 exons. Bases 826 to 1548 code for a protein of 240 amino acids. The record is from RefSeq and is a predicted model, not a curated record.
GAGGAGGACGGAGGAGAGAGAGGGAGAGAAAUCUAGAGCAAAAAAGAGAGUGGGGCUAGACGUUGUGGAUAAAGGCUGUACCACGAGCGUGAUGAUGAUGGAGUCGAAGCGGUGGAGAAUUGUGGAUUUACAAGAAAGGACUGCUCACAUUUGACAGAGGGGGCUUUUCACGAUUACGCCUCUUCUCAGGCUCCUGCAUCCUAUCCUCCUUUCUCCUCAUCUUCCUUUUAUUUUCCCUCCUUUAGCUUGUUUUGCACAUCCAGCGUAGCCAUUUAGGCGAGACAGAGGGGGAGUACCCCACGGAUGCAGGGGAAGGUAAAAAAAACAAAAACAAAAAAAACGGACGCAACAAGACCUCACAUGAAUCCAUCCAUCCACACCUCUUGGACGCUUUUAUGGAUAACAUGUAAACACUUAUUGGGUUGAUGGAGCACGGAAAGCAGCUUUAAAUGAAAAACAUCGAGCUGAAGACUGUGAAAUAAAGAAAAUCGCCCCUUUUUAUGGAUUUAAAAAAAAAUAAUAAUUCAUGGUGUAGCCCCUAGGAAAAUGAGCAAUGUUGAAACUCUUGUUGUGGUGAAAUAUUCAUUAGUACUAUAGGUAGGCUAUGAUUUUUGUAUUUUUCCCACGUAGCAUUUUUUCCCUUCAUGCAAGGCCUAUAUUAGAUAAAUAGGCACAUCCAGCUCUGCCAUUAAGUGGAUCUUGAAGAUUGUCUUUUUGUGUGGAUUUUAUUUCCUUUUUUUAGGGGGAGGGGGGGGUGGACGAGACAGAGGGUGUAGUGACAGGGAGAGAUUGUUUUCUUUCCUUUUUUAAAGAAAAGGAACAACCAUGUUGCCUUCCCAAGAAGCCUCCAAGAUCUACCACGGCAAUUACAACUACAAUUACAACCCGCGGGCCGUCGGGGUGCUGUGGGCCAUCUUCACCAUCUGCUUUGCCAUCGUCAACGUGGUGGUCUUCAUCCAACCCUACUGGAUCGGAGACAGCGUCAACACGCAGCAGGUGGGCUACUUCGGCCUCUUCCACUACUGCGUGGGCACCGGGCCGUCGCCCAGCCGGGAGCUCACCUGCGUGGGCAGCUUCUCCGACUUCAGUUCUAUCCCGUCCGGAGCCUUCAAGACGGCCUCGGUGUUCGUGCUGCUCUCCAUGGUGCUCAUCAUCGGCUGCAUCGCCUGCAUGGCACUCUUCUUCUUCUGCAACACCUCCACAGUGUACAAGACCUGCGCCUGGAUGCAGCUGCUGUGCGGAGUAUGCCUGGUCCUGGGCUGCAUGAUCUUCCCUGAUGGAUGGGACGCCGAAGUCAUCCGGGACAUGUGCGGGGAGCAUACGGGGAAGUACUCUCUGGGUGACUGCUCUGUCCGCUGGGCCUACAUGUUGGCCAUCAUGGGCAUCCUCAACGCCCUGGUCCUGUCCUUAAUGGCUUUCGUCCUGGGCAACCGGCAGAAUGAUUUCUACCUGGACGACCUGCAGACUGACAACAAAGAUUUUGCUGUGUCCAGGAUUGAGGUUCAGGAUAGAAGAGAGCCAAGGUAUGGAGUGCAACGUCUUCACUGAGGACAAUGAUCACACUGGACAUCUUCUCUUCUACUAUUCCUCUCUGUUUCUUUUUCCUCUUCUCUGUUUUUCUUCUUCUUCUUCUUCUUUCCAAUGAUCAGGAUAUCACCCAAUGUCAAUACAGACACCCAGUGUACACGAUUAUGUAAAAUAAAACAAAACAAAAAUUAACAACAACAAAAUCAUUGGGAUAAACUAUAUUUUGGAAAAAAGAAAAAAAACAGAUGUCUGUACAGUGGAGUGAACACUUGACUUCCUCAACAAAUAUAUUUAUGAUGUGGGGAAAAUAUAUUUAAAGUCUUGAUUUAUGUGAGAAGCUUUUCAGACGAAGAACCAUCUUGUCUGUAUAAGAUUUUUUUGGGACCAUCAUUUUGCAACUUCAUCAUCAUGUGUUUUUGUAUAAAUCUUCAUUAGCAAUGAAUGAGACUCCUUCUAUCGUAGACAGGUAACUGGCAACGAUCAAACGUCAACAACAACAACAGGUGGCUCUUCAUCUAAUGUGAUAGACAUUUCAAGGAGUACCCCAUAACAGCUUUACUAACAUCUCUGGGAGAUUCUCUGCUGUAUAUCCAUAACUAUGUAAAUAACAUAAUAAAGUGUUUUUUAAAACCUCAAUUUUUAAAACAGACUUUGCCAUCAAAAGUACAGUAUAAUUGGAGUUUCCGAAUUCAUAAUACAGUGAUAUGUUUAUUUUACGCCUCCAAGUCAGUAGGGAGACUAAAUGUGCUCAUUGGACUAGCACCUGUUGUAGUUCCAAGGAUCAUCGAUUAACGCCAAAUGCUGGUAGAGUCAGCGCAACAUAAACGUAACGCACCAUUUGUUAGUAAUGGCAGAACCAUAUUGUAGAUUUUAGGGUUCCACUUUUUUGAAUAGGUAUCAUGAUUAAGGCUUUAUAAAUGGUUCAUAAAAUAGUUAUUGAUUGCUAUAAGUCAUGAGCUAAAAUUGGGGACACCUUUAUUUAUCCUACUUGGCCAGUUAUCAAUGUUAGUAAAUACGAUGCCAAGACUUGACAAUACUCUUCACAAUAAGGCUCCAAUUUUGCUAGUUAUAACUAGAAGCAGGUCAGGAUUAUAAACUAACUAUGAAGCAUAGCAGCACUUUAAUCUUGCCAAAUAGAGAACCCACACUUGUUGCUGGAAGUAAUUUGUAACAGUUUGUUUAUGAUUUACAAAAAGUGUAUGAAUCCUUAUUUACACAUUUAUAAAAUCACCCAUAUUGUAAAGUAACUGCAGCUCCAUGAGAGGGGCACAACACUGGCAAAUAGCUGACUACAUCUAUAAUAACAAAUUUACUACCCAUUUAUAAAAACUUUAUAAUGUUACCCAUAUUGUAAAGGGCUUCUGAUUCUAGAAUCACAGAAGUCAUACGUACACAUGGUAGCGUUCACAAAUAUAGUUUUACGUAUUUUGAAAAUUGACUUCUUUAUGUUUUACUCACUGAAAUGUUUACAUUUUUACAAAUUUUCAUUUCUCAGCCGCCCUCACCUCACUGUACAAACGGUUAUUGAUCACUAAUGACAGCCUGUUCUCAACCAGAAUUAAGUGGGAUUUUGUGAGAGUUAAGCACAGCGAUUAGUAGAAACUUUACUAAUUUUAUUUGAAAUUGAAAAUAAAAACUUCAUUGUCAUUGCUUAAAAAUAUUUUGACAAUAUUGUGACAUUUUUGUAGCAAAAUGCAUCCAUACAUUCAUGAUUUUGUUUACUGCAACAGGUCAUAAUAUUUUAUUUCGUCAUUGGUGGGAUUUGUGCACGCUCAUGGUUGGACACUGGUUUCGCGUUAAAUAAAAUUACAAUAUGUUUUUGUUCAAUUUCCCACUGAAUGCCAGUGUGCAGAUAUUUCAGGAAAUCUGACCAAUAUGUGUUAAAUCAUCAAGUUGUUUUUACUUAUUUAUAUUUUCUUUUUCAAUGAUACAUGUCCAACACUCACAAAAGUGCUCUCAGACAACACCAUAACAGGAGUAAGAGAAAAUCUGAUCUCAGUAUCUUUUAGCAAUUUUGUUAUUAAGAUUUGUGCAUUAUGCAUGGCGACAAAGCCUGGAUUUACACCUUUAUCCGGAUCUAUAGUAGAAUUGAGUAAAAUAAUUGGUGCUGCUAUGCUCAUAAUAAUAAGGUACAAACAAACUGCAAUGAAGACAUAACUUCCUUGGUGAAGGUGAAGGUAUUUUUUAAAUUCAAAACAAAUGACACUAAUCAUAUAAGCUUUGCACUACAUACGUUGAUUGGUGCUGCAACAAACAAGUAGCUCCCAUUUUUGCUGCACCAGCAACAUGUGAAAGCCACAGGACAUUUCAAACGUGAUUGGCAGGUCAUAUCAUGUAUCGACUGUAGGCCGAUGUCAAACACAUUGGACCCUCAGAACUUCAAUUGUUGAACAAUUUCUCUCUUUCUUUCAAAAAUAAGGGUAGCUACAGUAUGUAUUAUGACCUUAUGAGACCCGUUGUUGGUCAUAAAAUGUACAUUCAAAACAACUAUAAAACACACACAUCUUAACCAAAAGUGAUGACAUCGGGAGUGAGGUUUACAUAACUUAUAAUAUGUAUGUAGAAUUAAUUAUGCUAACUAUCAAUGCCCAUUAAUCCCUUCAUCAAAAAUGAUUGUGAACCAAAAAAAAAAAAAAAAAAAAGUUUGAACAGCAUCCUGGUAACAACUGUGUUCAAGUUCUGAAGGUCCACUGUACUUAGAAGGGCAAACAUUUGUUUAAACCCUGAUUUUGGACUUGAUAUUAGUAGCGUAGCAUACAGCUGAGUGUUGACAAGUAAAGUUUCAGUUGGUAUUUUCUAACCUCUGUCAUCUGCAGGUUUGUCUGACAAGGUACGUUUACUCCGUAACCAGCGGUACAUGUUUACUGUAAACAGAUCAAGACGCCAAUUCCAAACGUCAGUCACGCUUAAGCCUACUCUGCAGGAACACCCUGUAUGCAUUCUUUGACCUUAUUUUAUACAGUCCAGCUACAGUCAUGAGUAGAUAGCUAGAUGUACUCCUAGAUGUGAGGUUAUUUUUGGAUGCUUGCUAGCUAACUCUCAGGAAGCUGUGUACACAGCACUGUAUUAAUGGCUCAUAAUGGGAACAAGUAUGUCUUGUAGACGCUGAUGUGGCUGCAUCCCUUGUUCAUUCCUUUUGACACAUUUGGACUGACUACUCUGGGUUUACAAGCUGGGCCAAGCAGGCACUAUGAAAAUAGCCCUUAUGCUGAAUCAAAUGAUGCUGUCACACUCACAAUUUUUGCCUCAUCAACCAUCGCAGUGCCAACCCUUGAUUUGAAACCACCAAUGAACUGUGUGCAAAUCAUUGUUAUGAUAUAUAAAGGCAGGUUGACGUAGAAAAUGUGAUUUUUAUUAUUAUUAUUUUUUUUUUUACAAUUAUUAGAGAACUAGUCGACUUGCUGAUACCCAAGUAUGGACAUUUUCCAUCGCUAUACCUUGCAUAAAGAAGGUGGCAAUGUGUCUUGAUAGGGAAUACAUCAGGAUUUUCCUACCCUCUUCUCAUUUGGGAAUACUUUUAAUGGUCCUGGACAUCUUUCACAAAACAAACAAACAAAAAAUCUUCUAAGGAAGUGAAAGAAAACUCCAUAGAGGCGUAUGUAGUCCUGUUUGGACUUCGAAGCGUCAUUGGCCACACAUUGGCCAGUCUGAGCGCCUUUUUUUUUUUUUCUUCCAAUCCUGAGGAGUUGACGCUGAAUGGAAAUAAACCUUAACAAGCAACUGACGCGAUCUUAACCCUGAUGAGCACAUCUUUCUACUACUCCAGGUGCCUCUAAGAACUCUUGAUCCAGAUGUGGUGCAGAACCAGCAAAACCAGUAUUGACACUGUAGGGUUGUUGUUUUUUUCUACUAAACGACUACGACACUCCAACUGAGCGCUCACGCAAUGUGAGCUGAGUCUGACUGCGAAUUUGAGCUCCAUUCAGUUUCGAGUUAAGCGAAUGAACUGAAUAACCAAGACUUCCCACCGGAUUAUUUACUUUGGUUUGGGGGCAAAUGUUUCUCUACUUUGAAAUAAACAACUUCAUCAUCUUAAAUUGCAAUUCAAAGCCACAAAGAACCGUCGGGAAAAAGCUAAGUAUUUUCUGAUUUUCAAAAGAUGUUUGCGGACCAUGGUGUAAAUGUAAUUUAAUUGUUCUGUCAUGCAAUACCAUGUAUAAAGACAUCUUGUUAGGGGGAGGGCUGGGGCAAUGAUGACUAAUGUCGAGUGAUUUUUGUUCUGAUUCUUGUUGACUUUUCUGUUCAAACUUGAAAUGUUGCCAAAAUAUCAUGUAUUACAUGAAGAAAAGACAAAAUAUUGUUCGCUUUUUUUAACGUUGGUUUGUUUUGUGUUACAAAAUAAUUAUAUGAGGAUAUUUGUCAGAACCUUUGUUUGAUUAAUGUGUUGCUCUAUACUUAGCUUUAUGUUAAAGUUGACUUUCGUUAUAUUUUCAUGUGGAUGGUUGUCGUUCUGUCACAUCAGUUCAUUAUCUCAAUUAAUUUUCACCAACUAAUGAAUGACUGCUUGUUGAAAUCUCAACACCACUAAAAUGCAUUUAUUAAAAAAAGAGAGAAAGAAAUCAAUUCAUGAAUUGACUAUAGUCGACAAGAGUCUGAAAUGAGUUUGUUGCUUUUCAUGGUUUAUGCUGACAUGAUGCUGAUUUUGAUUUCAAAGUUAUAUUGUCUAAUUAAUUCGUAUAUGUGAAUAGUACUGCAGCUCACUAUGACAAUUUCUGUUCCUCAAAAACAUUUUGAG